Messenger RNA from Puntigrus tetrazona (Sumatra barb), 1683 nucleotides. RefSeq names its product UTP3 small subunit processome component (gene utp3). NCBI's taxonomy places the organism in Eukaryota, Metazoa, Chordata, Actinopteri, Cypriniformes, Cyprinidae. The transcript is spliced from 16 exons. Gene Ontology annotation, cellular component: small-subunit processome; nucleolus. The record is from RefSeq and is a predicted model, not a curated record. Gene Ontology annotation, biological process: maturation of SSU-rRNA from tricistronic rRNA transcript (SSU-rRNA, 5.8S rRNA, LSU-rRNA). The coding region runs from base 154 to 1536 and encodes 460 amino acids.
AUGGUUUACUUCCUGUUCUAGACGCAUGUGGGAAGUCCACGCGGAUAGUUGUUGAUCUGUUUAAGCCCAGAUGCGGUGUAUGAGCCGUAUGCUGUUUGUAAACUGCUCGAAUAAUUAGUUUAAGUAGUAUUUUUUUAAUAAACCGUUGACAACAUGGUCCGAGCAAGAAGGUUAGUAAAAAAGCCCAGAGCAAAGAAAAAGCAGGAAUAUGACAGUGAUGAUCCUGAAGCUUAUAGAGAUGAAGCCAUUCCAGAUAAGAAAUCGUCAAAGUAUGUGGAGGAUAAAAUAGAUGAAUUCCACAAUCAAAAAAUCUCAAAACUUUUGGCUCAAGGGGUUCAAGAAGACAGCGAUCCAGAGGAUGAAGAUAAAGAGGAGGAGAUUAUGCCCCUGGCACUUUCUGAUUCAGAUGAUGAAGAGGAGGAAGUGCAGGAUGAGGAUGACGAAGAGACAGACAUGGAGAGUGACUUGGAAGGAAAGGAAGAUGAUGACCUCCCAAAUGACAUGGCUUGGGGAAUGAAAAAGAAGAUUUUCUAUGAUUCCGAUUAUAUCACUAAAAAGGGAAAAUCUAUUGAUGACAUAGAGACAGAAGACAAAGAAGAGGAAGAGGAGGCCAAAAAAAUUCAAACGAGAUUGGCAGCCAUCCUAAGUGAGGAAGACUAUGAUUUAAACCUGCUUGAGGAAUUUGCAGUAGAGACGGAAGCGGAGAAGGAGGCUGAAAAAGAGGAAAGGAUUGUAAAGGAUUUAAAGACCAUGUCACAGAAAGAAAAGCUCAAACUGUUAAAGAAAGAAUCACCAGAAUUAUUGGAACUGAUUCAGGACUUCAAAGCAAAGCUUACAGAAUUGAGGGAAGAAGUUCAACCCCUUGUGGAAAUGGUCAAAGAUGGACGGAUUCCUCCUGGAAAGGGUGCAAAAUACCUCAUUACCAAACAGCAGCUUUAUCUAAACUAUUGCACAAACAUUAGUUUUUAUUUGGUUCUAAAAGCAAAACGAAUUCCAGCACAUAAUCAUCCUGUGAUCGAGAGAUUGUUGACCUACAGAAAUCUGAUAAAUGAACUUGGAGCGGUAGACGCUAGACUGGCUCCUCAGCUGCGUCGACUUCUCUCUGGAGAACAGCCAGAUAGAACUUUAAAGAAACCAGCAAGCAGCAAACAUAGAGUUUCAGAAAAGGCUGGGCUGGAAGGAAGCGAGUCUGAAUCGGAUGAGGAAGCGAAUCUGCGCUUUUAUAACGCCAUGGCACAGAGACAAAAGCUCAAGCGGAAGAAUGAAAUGCAGGCCGAGGACAGAUUGGUGGAGGAGGAAAAGCUCGCGGGAGAUGCUAAAAGAGGGAUCACCUAUCAGAUGUCCAAGAACAGAGGGCUCACACCCAAGAGGAAGAAGAUUGAUCGGAAUCCCAGAGUCAAACACAGAGAGAAGUUCAGACGUGCCCAGGUUCGUCGGAAGGGUCAGGUUCGCGAGGUACGGCGCGAGGAGACGAGAUACAGCGGAGAAUGGUCUGGUAUUCGCGCUGGAGUCAAGAAGAGCAUCAAACUCAAGUGAUAAAUCUGCAGAUGACGUUCAUCCAAACUUAAACGUGAUAUUAAAAUGGACUUUUCUGGUGUUUCUGCAUCGUUUACUCUAUCACAUGUUAACAGACAGAUUUGACAUGCUUUAUACAACAAGUGAAAUAAAGUCUAACAAAAUCAA